AUGAGCACAGUAGCUCAACCUCUGCUCGAUACAAUCGAGGCAGACGAGCCCUCAAACCCUCCAACUACCAAUAAUGCGUCUCAAGCAAAAAGCAAUAGAACGCCGGUCGUGCUGACACCGACGACACAUUCAUCCAACCAAAUGGCCACCACGGAAAGCGACGCAGAAUCAGGUAUUGCAGGGAUAUUCCGUCAAUCUGCCCACCCAAUGGCCCUGUUCUUCCUCUACUUCUUCCGCACAGCUGCUAUUCUGGUGUACAUACUAUGUGGAUGGUUUACGAGCAACUACGUUCUUUCGACCGUGAUUGUUGUUGUCCUGCUGGCUAUGGAUUUCUGGAACUGUAGAAACGUCGCUGGUCGAACACUCGUUGGCCUGAGAUUUUGGAAUCAAGUCGACGAAGAUGGCGAGAGUUACUGGGUAUUCGAAAGUCGCGACCCCUCACGACCAGCCAAUCCCGUGGAUUCGAAGAUGUUCUGGAUCGCCCUUUACGUCUUCCCUGCACUCUGGGCAGCGCUUCUGAUAGUUUCCUUGCUGAAGCUUGGGUUUGCCUUCAUUCCCAUCGUGGUUCUCGCACUUGUCUUCAACGUCACGAACGUGAUUGGAUUCACCUAUGCGGACCGAGACGCAAAGCAAAAGUGGGCGAACAGCGUUGGUGGAUGGGGCCUUGGGUCGCUGGGUGGGAUUGGCGGACAAAUUAUUACUGGCGCAGUGAAGAAGAGCGUUGGUAAGGUGUUCGGGACCUAA
Cyclocybe aegerita is the source of this 744-nucleotide messenger RNA. Lineage: Eukaryota; Fungi; Basidiomycota; Agaricomycetes; Agaricales; Hemipholiotaceae. The record is from the annotation of a GenBank genome assembly.